This is a messenger RNA of Onychostoma macrolepis, 1188 nucleotides long. RefSeq names its product GDP-fucose protein O-fucosyltransferase 1-like. The record is from RefSeq and is a predicted model, not a curated record. Gene Ontology annotation, cellular component: endoplasmic reticulum. Gene Ontology annotation, biological process: regulation of Notch signaling pathway; protein O-linked glycosylation via fucose; Notch signaling pathway. NCBI's taxonomy places the organism in Eukaryota, Metazoa, Chordata, Actinopteri, Cypriniformes, Cyprinidae. Gene Ontology annotation, molecular function: peptide-O-fucosyltransferase activity. The transcript has a single exon.
AUGGCGGCCAGACCAAAGCAUCUGAAACUUUUCAUUGUAACUCAUUUGCAUGUUACAUUCCUUUCUUUGCACAUAUUUAUCGACGCUGCAGACAUGACGUGGGAUGAAAACGGAUACAUUCUAUACUGACCGUGCAUGGGUCGGUUUGGAAACCAAGCGGAUCAUUUUCUUGGAUCACUGGCUUUUGCUAAAAUGCUGAACCGAACACUCGCGGUUCCGCAUUGGAUUGUUUACCGCCAUCACUCCCCACCUUUUCAAAAUGUGCAUGUUCCCUACAGUGAGUAUUUCCAGUUGGAGCCAGUGAAGCAGUACCACCGUGUGGUGAGUCUAGAGGACUUCAUGGAGCACUUGGCUCCUAAGCACUGGCCCCGUGGUCAGAGAGUGGCCUACUGCUUCGAGUCUGCAGCUCACAGGAGCACAGACAAAAAGAGCUGUCCGAUGAAGGACAGAAAUCCGUUUGGUCCAUUUUGGGAUCAUAUUGGAGUCAACUUUGAUCGCUCUGUUCUUUUCGGAGGACUGUCAUUUAGCUCCUACUACCAGCCGCACUGGAUAAAACGGUUUCCCCCUAAGGAGCAUCCAGUUCUCGCUCUUCCAGGAGCCCCAGCGCAGUUCCCCAUUCUAGAGGAGCGCAUUGGACUGCAGGAGUAUGUGGUGUGGUCUGAAAAAAUGGUACAGGAAGGAGAAGACCACAUCAGAAGCCUGUUAAACAGACCCUACGUGGGAAUUCAUCUGAGAAUUGGCUCGGAUUGGCAAAAUGCCUGCAAGCUUCUGAAGUCAGGUGAUACCGGCCCUCACUUCAUGGCAUCUCCACAGUGUGUGGGAUACGACCGCCAAACUGCCCUGCCGCUGACCAUGAAAAUGUGUUUACCGGAUCUGUCUGAGAUCCGCCGUGCGGUGAAGCUCUGGGUGAAGAACACCAACGCACAGUCUGUUUACAUAGCCACCGACUCUGAAUCACACACCGCAGAGAUUCAGAAACUCUUCAAGGGCAAGGUGAAGGUCGUGAGCUUGCAGCCGGACACUGCUCAGAUUGACCUGUAUAUCCUCGGUCAGGCCGAUCACUUCAUUGGCAACUGUGUUUCGUCCUUCUCAGCCUUUAUUAAAUGGGAGAGAGAUGUUCACAGGAGACCCUCAUCGUUCUUUGGGAUGGACUACCUAGGAAAAAGGAAAGGAAAAGAAGAACUCUAA